AUGGCCGAACUCCUGCUUCCGGAUCACAAGACAUUGUCGAAGAGUAGAUACGGAUCCGCGCCCGAAGGCAGCAUCUGGGGCUUCUGGGACGAACUUCAUGGCGGCCCUGACAAACUCGAUUCCCUGAAUCUUCUGACGCCGGAGAGGGUGCUUGCAGCAAAAGAUGGAAUAAGAUCGGAAGCAGUGCAGAGGCUUGAGCAAGAGAUCAUCGAUUACCUGCCCAUUGUGGGAGUCCAUGCUCACGACGAUGUGCUCAAGUUCAACACCCAGUGCGGGAGUCAAUGGGAUGGGUUUGGCCACUACUGUCAUCCCACGGGGAUCUACUACAACGGGGUCAAGCACGCUGACGUCAAAGGAACGCCGGGCUCUCUGGGCAUCAACCGUAAGCUCACGACCCGCGACCCCGACGAUCAGUCUGUUCAUGAAAAUGUUAAUGUGGCUGAUAAAUUCUUCACAGAUUGGUGUGAGACAGGCGGCAUCGUCAUGCGCGGCGUGCUCCUCAACUAUGUCAGGUACCUCGAGGACAAGGGCCUGCCAAUGCCGGAUCCUACCACGAAUCACGGCUUUACGCUCCGCGACCUCGAGGCUGUUGCGCAACACCAGAAGCUCGACUUUAAGAUUGGGCAUCUGUUGUUCGUCCGCACGGGAUUUGUGCGCUGGUACGACAAUGCGCCGGACGGGGAGCGACGGCGAUGCAUGGGCGGAGAGCAGUUCACAUUCAUCGGUCUCCAGGGAUCUGAGGAGGCCAAAGAGUGGCUCUGGGAUCAUCACUUCGCCGCGCGCCUGCGACACGUUUGCGCUUGA
Molecule: messenger RNA, 804 nt
Organism: Cladophialophora carrionii CBS 160.54
Lineage: Eukaryota; Fungi; Ascomycota; Eurotiomycetes; Chaetothyriales; Herpotrichiellaceae
Exons: 4
Coding region: 1-804 (267 amino acids)
Molecular function (GO): arylformamidase activity
Source: RefSeq, a predicted model, not a curated record